Messenger RNA from Camellia sinensis, 1560 nucleotides. RefSeq names its product annexin D5. NCBI's taxonomy places the organism in Eukaryota, Viridiplantae, Streptophyta, Magnoliopsida, Ericales, Theaceae. Gene Ontology annotation, biological process: response to water deprivation; response to heat; response to cold. The record is from RefSeq and is a predicted model, not a curated record. Gene Ontology annotation, cellular component: cytoplasm; plasma membrane. Gene Ontology annotation, molecular function: calcium-dependent phospholipid binding; calcium ion binding; phosphatidylserine binding.
AAUGCCGCCGCUGCUGCGGCAUUUAUGCAUAUACAAAGGAAGAGAGAAAGAAAGAAAGACCAAUCUCAAAAAAAGGAAAAGAAAAGAAAAGAAAGAAACCGUGUGUGGUGACGAGAAAGAGGGAUCUAGAGAGAGAGACAAUGUCAAUGGCGAGUGCACCUCCGAUGUCAGCUUCUCCUCGUGAUGAUGCAAUGCAAUUGCACCGUGCUUUUAAAGGAUUUGGCUGUGAUGCAACAACAGUAGUAAAUAUUCUUGCCCAGCGAAAUGCAAUGCAGCGUCCUCUCAUCCAACUAGAAUUUAGAACUUUGUAUUCUGAAGACCUCAACAAACGUUUGUCUUCAGAGCUUAGCGGCGAUGUUAAGAAAGCAGUCUUGCUUUGGAUGCAAGAUCCAGCAGGACGUGAUGCAACCGUUGUGAGACAAGCUUUAAGUGGAAAUAAAGUCAAUGUCAGAGUUGCUACUGAAGUAAUAUGUUCUCGGACUUCACACCAGAUACAACAAUUCAAGCAAGCGUAUCUUGCGAUAUUUGGUGCUUAUCUGGAGCAUGAUAUUGAACAUCAAGCUUCUGGUGAUCAUAAAAAGAUGCUGCUUGCAUAUGUAGCUAUGCCACGCUAUGAAGGCCCAGAAAUUGAUACAAUGAUUGUAGAGAAUGACGCCAAAGCUCUGUAUAAAGCUGGGGAGAAGAGGAUAGGAACUGAUGAGAAGACUUUCAUACGCAUUUUCAGUGAAAGAAGUAGGGCACAUUUGGCUGCUGUUAAUUCCGCAUACCACAAGAUGUAUGGACAUUCAUUGGAAAAGGCAAUAAAGAAGGAAACAUCUGGGAACUUCACAUAUGCCCUUUUGACAAUCUUGCAGUGUGUUGAGAAUCCUGGGACGUUCUUUGCAAAGGGAUUGCACAAGGCAAUGAAAGGCAUGGGAACUGAUGAAACAUCACUAACAAGGAUAAUAGUGACAAGGGCUGAAAUUGAUAUGCAGUAUAUAAAGGCAGAGUACCACAAGAAAUAUGGGAAAUCAUUGAAUGAUGCUGUCCAAUCAGAGACAUCGGGACCCUACAAGGCCUUUCUUCUCUCUCUCAUAGGCCCCAAUCAUUAGAAAAGAAAAAGAAAGAGAAGGUAUUGUUAUAUCCCAGAAGUGAAUAAUAACAUAAGGUGUGGAUCUUGAUUAUCUUACGAUUCGGCCACAUUUAGAAUAGGUCUACGUUGUGCAUUGUUUGGUUAGCAGCUAGAAUUUGGACAUUUGUUCGACAGUUUUUUCAGGAAUGCUGUGUACUGUGUAAGUCACAAGAAAUAGCGAACUUGUUGAUUUGUUUGAUUGAAGAUUCUUGGCUACACCCGGCUGGUCUGUCCUACGAAUUUUCGUGAAGGUUCCCUGAAGUUUCUUGUGGACCCUGCAUGUGUGCAUGUUAUUUUGUAGUUUCUGUUACUAUAUAUUUGAUCUUUGUGUUGUGUUUUUUGUGUGUUUGUGUUUUGGGUUGGUAGGUGCUGAUUUCUGAUGUAAAAUUCGUUGCUACAUUGUAUUUGUGUUUUUAAUAUAAUGACCAUAUGUAUUCUUUCAUUUCUCA